UGAUGUGACUUAUCAGGACUCGGCCGGAAAUCGAUCGCCGAUUACCGGAAGAUCCCCGGAAGAGUGACUGUUCAAGGCGUAGUUGCGCUCUUGUAGGUAAGCGUUGUUCACGGGGGAAGCGUCGUUCCGAGGAGCUUCGUCGGUACGCAUCCGCCGCCGCCGCUGGAGACAACUGGAGACGUGGGAAGCAUUCGGGACUUUUCGCUGUUCUUCGGUAUCAACGGAGCAGGAGUGCACGCGGUCGGUCUGCCGGGUGUAGUUCGCUCAUUUGAGCAGUAGCGGCAGAGUAGUAACAACAGCAGAAAAGCGGCAACGGCAGCAGAGCGGCAACAAGCGGUUUCAAGCGCGUGAACAAACACGAGUCCUUCGCAGAGUGGUCGGCGAUUAAAUGGCACCACGCAGGCAAGCAAAGCAGGCGGCGGGAAACGUGGUCGGGGACGCCAACGGCGACUCGUCGCCGCCGAAGAAGAAGAGGAUCGCGGCCGCCGCGAAGCCAGCGCCCGAAGACACCGGUAAGCAAGCCAGAGCGGGUCUCCGACGAGGAAGAGCCGAGAAGCACGAGGCGAGUGAGGAUGCGGUCGCAAACGACGCGAGCCCGCCUAAGAAGGCACGUGGUGGCAGCGGCAAGAGCAAGAACGCCGCCGAGCCGAAGCCGACGGAGACAAAGAGCGGCAAGUCCGGCAAAGUCGCCAAGGCCGAGGAGUCGGUGAAGAACAACGAUGCUGAUGAGAAGGCGGCAACCAAGCAGACGCCCGAGAAGAAAGCACGUGCGACGAAGACCGCGGGUGCGAAAAAGGCGGGAACGAAAGAACAGCCCGGCGCGAAGUCGAAGGGCAAGGAAUCCAGCAGGAAGCCGAGGAACGUCACCACCAGCGAGAACGGCGCCAGUGGGAACGACAUCGUCGAAGAAGACGCCGUAGCCGCGCCGACGAAGAGGACUCGCGGGAAAGUCGUGGAGAAGGAGAAUGCUAUGCCGGCGGCGCGAGCCGCCAAGGCAUCGAGGAAACGCGGAAACGCCGAAGAGAAGACUGCCGCGGAAGCUGGGGACGUGGAAAUUGCCGAGGAGGAAGAGGCCGCCGCAGCGGCAGCGGUCGUAUCCGACAAGAAGCCGCGCGGCAAACCGAAGAAGGCGGGAGCACAGGCUGCCAAUGAACCAGAGGUGAAGCCCAAAGCUCGAGGUAAAAAGAACACUGCAAAAGCAGAGGUUGCUAAACCAUCGGCGAAACAUACAGAAGAGGAGGAACAAAGUGUCCGAGACACAGCUGAGCAGGAAGAUCGCGCAAAGGCGGACAAUGCGAAGAACGCUAAGAAAGGAAACGCGAAGAAGGCAGCUCCCAGAGGAAAGCGCAAUGCUGCACCAGAGAAGACCAAUGAUGCGGAAGCGGAAGACGCGGAGAUACCCGAGGCCGAUAUUCAGGAGAAUGAUAAAGUAGAGGACGUGGCACAACCCAAACAACAGAAGAAGAAGAUUGGAAAAGCAGUGACAAAGGAGAAGACCGAAGCUAAAGGUAAGCAGAAGAAGGGACAAGCGACAGCUGCUGCGGCAACGACUGUCGUAGACGAGAAGGAGACGGUGAAGGAUGCGAGCCAGGAAGAUGACGCUACUGAAACAACGAAAGCAGCAUCGGAAACAAAAGAUGAGAACGAUACGAGCGUGACUCCGAGCGACAAUACUUCGGACAAGAUGGAAGAGGAUAAAAGUGAAGCGUAUAAGGCCGAACUUCCAGAAUCAGUGGAAAGUGGGGAACCGAUUAAGACUGAAAUUCUGGACAGCGAGACGGACAUUUGGAUAAAUAAUGAGAAUUAAUGCCGAGUGUUUUCUAGAAGCGGAGUAUUCCUUAAGAUGCCUGAAUGCUAUGAUGUCUUGUGAAUGGAGAGGUAAUAUCCAAGGGUGUUUCCCAUUUAGCGACACGAGCGUCAUUUUGCCUUUGUUCCACAUUCAAUGAAUAACAAAGAUAAUAUGAUGCUUGUUGUCGACCUGUGACACCAAAUGGAAAGCACCCUAAGGCUGUAUCCGUGUGUGUGUGUAAAACUCGUAGGAGUUCAAUAUUAGGUCAUCCCACGAGUAAUGUAGUUCCCUGCCGGUGGACGAGGUUCUUGUCGGAGGCGGAAUAAACUGUUUUAAGUAAAAUCGCAUGAGCAAAAUAUGAAUAUAUAAACGUCAGCUCUCGGACUUCGUUUGCACGGCAGUUGAAGUCACCUUAAAGCGACUUGUUAACACUCGUUUAGUCCACGUCGGCGCGACGCCAUAGUCGUCAUAUGGCAUGUAACAUCGCUGAAUUGUAACAUCGGGAAUUUGCAAAUUCGAUUUUACAAGCUGGUGGUUGCAUGCAAACAUGCACGAAGCACGUGGGGUGCCACUGAACCGGUUUCAGGCCGCUCUGUAGACGUAGUCUUAUUUCUUAAGCCAGCGGCACACGAUGCUUGUUUUCGUGCUGAAUUGUUUGCUGGAUAGAAAUACUGCAUUCUGAUUGGUGCAUUUCCAGUAAUGGAUGGCAAUACAUCAAUCAGAACGCCGUAUUUCGAUUCAGCAAGCAAUCUAGCACGAAAACAAGCAUCGUGUGCCACUGGCUUUAGAUCGGGCUAAAAAGGAUGCAACGCAAAAAGCCGCGUCGCUUAUGGGAUAACCUGAUAUUUCAAACAUAUUUAUCGCAAAACACACUCGCAGUGUGAACGGUCGGAGCUCAAGAGGUUUCUGUAGAGGUAUUCUGUACUCUAUUGGCGAUGUCCCCCCCCCCCCUUUUUUUUAUCGGUUUCGAGUCACCGAAGAAUAUAAUUUGCGAUCAACAGCGAAAUCCAUGUGAUCUCGUGUACUUCGUAAGAUCGAGAGCCCAAAUACAUACACACAUACACACACACACUUUGUCAUUUUUGUAAUUAUCCUGUAACUGACAGGUAUUUUCUUGGUUCCCUUGGUUUCCCUUUGGGGGGUUUUUUUUUUCUUUUUAAUGAGCGAAGCACCGAAACAAAUAUGUCAAUGUAGUACGGACUACCGCUACUGAUGAUACGAAACGCGAUACUGUGGUGUGAUGUUGAGUCGCGACUCUCAACAUGGCACAAAUUGUCAAAUCGGGAGCCUUAAUGGUGAUUUAAAAAAAAGGGGAUAUUUAUUUUUUUGCGAGGAAAAGUAUAAAAGUGAAGUUUACAUGGAAGAAAUUUACACCAUCGGCUGUAUCGUAUGAUGAGAGUGUGUGUGACGAAGAAGGUUGUUACCGGAGAAAGUUUCGAGCACAAAACAUAUUUUUUUACCAAUGCGUCUUUCCUCGGGAGCGUUUAAAUAUUGGAUUUUCAGCUGUGUAUCGAUUAUCAUUGAUGAUGAUGAUGAUAAUGAUGAUGAUGAUGAUGAUGAUGACAACUUAGUGCCAUAAGGAAAUUUGAUAGAAUUCAAAAUUCUUGAUUCUUAUCCGGGCAAUAUCCGUUGUAGAGUAUCCAAGAGAUAAAAUUAGGCGAGGAUGUCAUUAUCCAGCGAGAAUUCGGGAUGUCUUAUUAGAUUUUGAAUUAUAGGUGAUCAAGAGAGAAGGGCUGAAAGGAAAAUGAUCGUUUUUACCGUUGCCCGUGUAGGAAUUGAGCGUAUUACAUAUUUUUCUAAAGUGGAAUUAACGAUCUAUAUUUGACAGAUUUUCCUUUCUCUAGUCCUAUAGUUUUAUUCGCAACAUCUUAUUAGUAAACGAUGCAGUUGAUUACGAUCGCGCUCAACCGAAGACUCGAAUUUGCGUUUCCCAUCUUUUUCUCGUACAAAACAGCUUUCUGACAUCG
Molecule: messenger RNA, 3756 nt
Organism: Dinoponera quadriceps
Lineage: Eukaryota; Metazoa; Arthropoda; Insecta; Hymenoptera; Formicidae
Product: myristoylated alanine-rich C-kinase substrate-like
Exons: 2
Coding region: 389-1807 (472 amino acids)
Source: RefSeq, a predicted model, not a curated record